AUGGUUUCCAUGAAGACUUUCGCCGUCAAGGAAUACAAGAAUUUCGUCAAGGCCGUUGCCACCAAUCCCAUUGACUACAAGCGCCUUGCAAACCUGGGAAAGCAUGACGAGGACUUUGAAGCACAAGAACCCCUGACUGUCGGUUGGGAUGCUUCUGGUGUCGUGGAGCAAGUUGGUGAUGAGACAAGCCUCUUCCAGGUGGGCGACGAAGUCAUGUUCGCUGGAGAUUUCUUCCGUGCCGGUGCAUUUGCCGAAUACGUCCUGGUAGAUGACCGUAUCGUUGCAAAGAAGCCAUCCAAAUCGUCCUGGAGCGAAGCUGCGGCCAUUCCUCUCACGUCUCUCACCGCUUGGGAGGCUCUUGUCGAUCAGCUCAAGAUCCCCGAAGACCCCGAAAAGAAUAAAGGCAAAACCAUUUUGAUAACCGGCGGAGCUGGUGGUGUCGCUUCUUCUGCUGUGCAGAUUGCGAAGAAAGUCCUCGGGCUCACCGUCAUUGCCACCGGAUCUCGCGUCGAGACGGUCAAGUACGUCAAGGAGCUGGGUGCGGACCAUGUCAUCAACCAUCGCUUCCCCAGCAUGUCCGCGCAAGUUCGCAGCGAAUUAGAUAUUGAAAACGUGGAUUACAUCAUGCAUUCUGUGGACUUGACUCCGGAACUCUUUACCGAGUUUGUGGACUUGGUCAAGCCCUUUGGUGGCAUUGUCAGUGUGUGGCCAUCGGCUACGGUGGAUUUGAUGCAGUUGUUCUGGAAAUCCAUCAACUUUUCCGCCGUCCUCAUGUUCACCCGUCCCACCCUCAAGAACGAUGCCGCCCAGCGCCAGCACGACAUUCUGGAGAGGGUUGCCGAGUUGACCGAUGCUGGUGUACUGGUGAGCCGCGAAAAGACGACGUUCAAGUUGACUCUGGAUAACUUGCGCAAGGCAUUGGAACUCCAGGCUUCGGGCAAGGCCGUUGGGAAAAUCACACUUGCCUUUGAAGGCGUGCAAGCAUGGAGCUGUCGCAGGAGUUGA
Molecule: messenger RNA, 1005 nt
Organism: Seminavis robusta
Lineage: Eukaryota; Bacillariophyta; Bacillariophyceae; Naviculales; Naviculaceae
Source: the annotation of a GenBank genome assembly